AUGUUGGGCUGGAGAACCAAUUAUUGGGGGCCUCUUAACUACAUUCAAACCCAAAUCAUAGGCAUGUUGUUGGCCUACGCUGUCAGAUAUCAUCCGAAAGCAUACUUAGGCGGACCUAUAGGUCAUGUGAUCAUUUGGUUGACCACUUUCUCGAUAACAUUGGGUCAUAUGUAUUGGCAAAAGGAUAUGAUCAUGCCCGGUUUUGAAUAUGGCCCAUACGAACAAUAUCUCUAUCUAUUUUUUCACAAACCAUUAUAUCUAUCGUGGUUUGCAUGGCUUAUAUACGGCACGUCUACUGGCAGAUGGGGUUUUCUAAAUGACAUAAUUGGUUGGAAAGGGUUUAAAGUAGUCGAUAACAUGUCACUCGAGAUCUAUAUU
Molecule: messenger RNA, 378 nt
Organism: Oppiella nova
Lineage: Eukaryota; Metazoa; Arthropoda; Arachnida; Sarcoptiformes; Oppiidae
Source: the annotation of a GenBank genome assembly